Messenger RNA from Ostrea edulis (European flat oyster), 1401 nucleotides. RefSeq names its product lysozyme 3-like. The transcript has 5 exons. Bases 751 to 1314 code for a protein of 187 amino acids. Gene Ontology annotation, molecular function: lysozyme activity. The record is from RefSeq and is a predicted model, not a curated record. NCBI's taxonomy places the organism in Eukaryota, Metazoa, Mollusca, Bivalvia, Ostreida, Ostreidae.
UCUCUUCAGCACGAGUGGUUCAUCACAUUUGAGAUAUUAAAAGUUUAUUCUCUCCGAUUCCGUCUUGCUAACUGUUUACUUCUUCUUACUGUUUAUUUCUUCUUACUAACUAUUUAUUUCUUCGUUUGUAUGUUGUUUUACCUACCAUUUGAGAAUUUGUACUCACAUAUAAACCUCACCAGAUUUAAGUGAAAUGCCAUACAUUCUGCAUUGGAAUAACAUGGUAAUUAUUGUAGUAAACAUAUAUGUGAGAGUCGCAUGAUCCUUUUCUAUACAAAUACUUUGGAGUCACAUGAUCUUGAUGUAAAUUGAACUAUGCAUGGCACCGGAGACAACGUUUACGUGACACGGGACCUCCAUUUUGAGGUCGUAUCCUAUCCGAACGACCGGAGAUUAUCGAACUCAAGACACCUAGCUGUGACUGUGAAUAGUUCAAGUUUUAUUUCACCAAAUUCUUUCCAACUCCAAAGUUUCUACACAUUUAAACGUUAAAUUCAUUACUGUAUGCCGUGAGCAUUACUCACCCGCACAACAAUUAUAAAAAUGGACAAAAAAAUCAUACAUUACAAAAGAAAAACAGAAUAAAAAAAAACAACCUCAAAAGCUAUAAACCGUAUAUCAGUGUCCUUAAGGCUAGAAUUUAGAGCGAAGGGCACUGUCACGUUUGUUCCCAUAUCUGUUCUACGAGAUAAAUGAAACCCUGAUCUGCGAUAAAGCUCAUUCUAUUCCCGUCCAGUAGAAGCGUUAACCAUGAACAGCAUUACUGUAUUGUGUUUCAUUGCAGUAGCGGUCAGUGUAGUGUACGGAAGUGAUGCUCCCUGCACAAACUCUGGUGGUCAUUGCCAAGACGACCAUCUGUCCUGUCACAACGGUCACUAUCAAAGUGGACUUUGCUCUGGAGGCACACAUCGACGUUGCUGUUUGACGACCUCGUCUCACACUGGCACAUUCAGCUCUGGCCUAGUUUCGCAGCAUUGUCUGGAGUGCAUUUGUAAUGUGGAAUCCGGAUGCAAAGCUAUUGGUUGUCACUUUGACGUAAAUUCCGAUUCCUGCGGAUAUUUCCAGAUUAAGGACAAUUACUGGCAGGAUUGUGGAUCUCCGGGAACAAGCUGGAGAUCAUGUGCAAAUGACCUGACAUGUGCCUCGAAAUGUGUGCAGAAUUACAUGUCUCGUUAUAUCGGCUAUAGUGGCUGUUCUCACACUUGUGAGAGUUACGCGAGAAUUCACAAUGGUGGACCAAAAGGCUGCACACACUCGUACACAGACGGUUACUGGUCACAUGUUACUGCGAAAGGCUGUCACCACAAUAGCUAAAUAAGUGAGCUGCAUAUUUCUGACAGAAUUGUGUAAAAGGAUGAUUUAUUGAUGGAAAUGUACAAAUAAACACAAUCAUCUACAGUU